UUCGUGAAAAACUAGGCAUUGGGAAAUGGUUUUGUCCUCUUCAUAAGUUGUUCUAAAUGUUUUACAGAGAGCCAGCCGGCCCUGAUAUCUUGAAGUCCUUCUGAUUGGGUCUCACACCUCAUUACAUUUCCAUUUCCUCUGCCCAGACACAAUCACACAGACAUAUUGAAGAUCAGCAGACCUUAUACAUAUUUUGUCAAACAGAAAUGUUCAAUGGAGCGGACUCCUGUCAGUUCACUUCCACCAUUUACCAAACAAAUAAACAGAAGAAGAAGAAGACCAUCGCCGUGGUUCCCACCCAAACAAAAUAUCGCUUCCACAAGGAAGAAGCUACAGGACAUUGUUUACAAAGUCCUCAUUAAGGAAGUUGUGAGAUAACGACACACCACACACACACACACACACACACAGGGACAACACGAGCCCUGAGAAAUGCAGAGGCUACCAUAUCAUAGAUAAGGGAGAGAGAGAGAGAGAGAGAGCGAGAGAGAGAGAGAGAGAGAGAGAGAGAGAGAGAGAGAGAGAGAGAGAGAGAGAGAGAGAGAGAGAGAGAGAAUGCAAGGGAGAGGGAGACACAGAGAGAAGCUACCUAAGAGAUGCCUAUGCAAUGUCGGGUGAAGCAACGCCACAACCACCCUUCAUCCGGAACACCGACUGUUGAGAAAACCGACAUCAAAAGGUGUGUUUGAGGAUAAAGGUCGUAAGAACCGGACCGGGAGCAGAUCAUCUGUGUGAGGGGCCACCACACACAGUGAGAGGAACACGGACCUCCUGAUCGCUCCUCCAGCUCCUGGAGCCAGCAGCAGCACACCCAGGGUUAACCACCAACAACCAGCGGAUCAUCGACACGUUCGUCUCCAACCUUUGGAUUAAGGAUUGCGAGAUUAGAUUAGACUGCGUCACCGGGGUCCUUGUUGGACAGUCCUUGUGGAUAUACAGCCCUCUCCAUGGCAGACUUUAGGGUCUCCGGGUUGUCUUUCACCCAGACCCUCACACCCCUGCUCCCCCUCCUGGUUCUCCUCCUGGGGGGGGGCCUCUCUGGCCAGGGCAGCCCCAUCUCCCUCACCCCUCAGAGGCAUCGCCCGGCCCCAGGACUGGGGGAUGGGCACGGUGGGGUGCUGGACCCCUCUCUCCUGGAGCAGGACAGUAACGCUGACAUGCAGAGCCUCCUAGAGAGCCUGAGGGGCCAGUUCUUAAGCACCUUCAACCUGUCCGGCCUGGGGCCCCCAGCCCUGGGCUCUGGCUCUGCCCGUGUGGAGCCCCCUGAGUUCAUGAUGGAGCUGUACAACCGCUUUGCCAACGAUCGCACAGCCAUGCCCACCGCCAACAUCAUACGCAGCUUCAAAAACGAAGCCUCGUCUCCCUGCAGCAUCGGAGCCCAGGGCAUGAGGAUCCACCCCCUCCUCUUCAACAUCUCCGUCCCCCACCACGAACGCAUCACGGCCGCCCAGCUGCGCCUCUACACGUUGGUCCAGACCGACCGUGACCUCUACGAUGGCGUGGACCGCAAGGUCACGGUCUACGAGGUGGAACGGCGGGACGCGGACGACAACAAGACCGGCGAGGCGGAGGCCCGCCGGGGGGGCGGAGGAGGAGGAGCAGGAGGAGGAGCAGGAGGAGGAGCAGGAGGAGGAGAUGGGGCGGAGCUCGUGGAGUUGGCCUCGCGGCAGGUCUACGAGACAGACAACGGCUGGGAGGCGUUCGACCUGACCGCCGCUGCCCAGCACUGGCGCAGGUCCGAGCACGGCGCCACCCACAGGCUGGAGGUCCACAUCGCCAACCUGGGCUCCGAGGACGCCGGUCGCCCCGCAUCCGAGGGGGGAGGCGGCGGUGGAGGAGGAGAGCGGGGGCCCAGAGGAGACAUGGAGAUCGAAUCCGGCCUGGAGGACAAACACAAACCCCUCAUGAUCGUCUUCUCCGACGACCAGAGCGGAGACCACCGCGAGGACAAGCGCGAGCUGAACGAGAUGAUCGUCCAGGAGACGUCGGAGGCAGUGUUCCAGGAGGACCUGGGCCUCAACGGGCUGUGGGGGCAACCGGGCCGGCCGCGGGAGGACGACGAGGAGGACUCGGACGACGAAGAGUCCCUCAUCCAGAUGCGCUCCAACCUCAUCUACGACACGGCCACCCGGAUCCGCCGCAACGCCAAGGGCAACCAGUGCAAAAAGCAGCCGCUCUACGUCGACUUCAAGGACAUCGGCUGGGACAGCUGGAUCCUGGCCCCGGCCGGCUACGAGGCCUUCGAGUGCAACGGCGUGUGCACCUACCCGCUCACCAAGCACGUCACGCCCACCAAGCACGCCAUUGUGCAGACGCUGGUCAGCAUGAAGAGCCCUCAGAAGGUGGCGAGGGCGUGCUGCGUGCCCACCAAGCUGGAGCCCAUCUCCCUCCUCUACCUGGACGACACCGGCGUGGUCACCUACAAGUACAAGUACGACGGGAUGGUGGUGGCGGAGUGCGGCUGCAGAUAGGCCACGCCCCCCCCCCACGUCUGCGGAGGGGGAGAGAAGGCGGUCGCGGGCGUCUUCCUGCGGGAAGAGGGAAGGACUCAUCGGGACGGAGACGAGAAGCGAAGGACGAGCGGAGGAGAGAUGGGGCUGUUUUAUCUUUCGUCUGAAGACUUUGCAGAGUCGCCGCGACCUGAAUCUGGUGAGAGGACUGAGAGGAACUUCUGGAAGGAACUGAUGGUAGGAGAUGUGGCUGUGGGACAUGGAACUAAAGGACGGAGAUUGACAAUGCUGCUGGAACGUGCCAGCUGUUUGUGAACGCAUUCAAGUUUAGUUUGUGAUAUCCCCUUUGUACAAUCUGUGCCGGCCCGUUUGUAUUUUCUCUUUGUUUCACGGGAGAAAAGGAGCUGUGAACCUGCCGAGUGCUGGGAGCUGACAGGCCUGUCUGGACCUUGUGGGAGCGGGGGCUCUCCU
Osmerus eperlanus (European smelt) is the source of this 2921-nucleotide messenger RNA. It is a transcript of the gene bmp10, whose product is annotated as bone morphogenetic protein 10. Gene Ontology annotation, cellular component: extracellular region. Bases 948 to 2471 code for a protein of 507 amino acids. Gene Ontology annotation, biological process: BMP signaling pathway. The transcript is spliced from 2 exons. NCBI's taxonomy places the organism in Eukaryota, Metazoa, Chordata, Actinopteri, Osmeriformes, Osmeridae. Gene Ontology annotation, molecular function: growth factor activity; cytokine activity. The record is from RefSeq and is a predicted model, not a curated record.